AUGAAUGGAGGGCAGUCUGCCGCCCAGAAUAUCUUUUGCCUACCAUGCCUAGAUUCUGCAGAACUGACGCCUGUGGCUCUCUUCAUCGUAGAGCUGCGCUCUAUUUUGUUUGCUGGAUGGAUCAACAUUCUCACCAUCUUUGUCCCAAUUGGCUUAAUUGCACAUGUCCUGAAGGCCCAACCCAUCGUGGUUUUUCUAACCAACGCGGUGGCCAUUGUGCCCUUGUCCGCACUAUUGACUGAGGCGACGGAGAGGAUAGCUGAUGAUGCUGGCGACACCAUCGGGGCGCUUCUGAACAUAAGCCUAGGCAACAUUGUUGAGCUAAUCUUGUUUGUUGCCUUAGCGAACGGCCAUGUACGCAUCGUGCAGGCCUCUAUAUUGGGGUCCAUCCUUGUAAAUCUUCUUCUCAUCCUAGGUUCAGCCCUGUUAGCAUGCGGCGUCGCAGAUGUCGAGGCGUCUUACAGUACCUCAGGAACAGAAGUGCUUGGGUGCCUCCUCUUUGUUUCCGUCUUUGCCUUUCUAAUUCCAACCGCAUUUGACUACACGUUCCAGAAUGCUCAGGAUGCCAGUAGCGCAACGCUGAAGCUGAGCCGGGUAUCCGCAUUCAUGGUACUGGCAAUCUAUAUUAUAUACCUAAUCUAUGAAGUAAAAUAUAAAGGACCCCAUACCUCUAAAUUGAGUUCUCAUGAGCUUGAUAUUGAAAGCCAGGCAGGAAGGAUCGAAAUUCAACCACCUUCCUUACCUGCCACACCACCUCCUCGCCUUCAACCAAGGACAAUUCGAUUCGCCGAGAACGAUGACCGAGAAGAGUCAAGAUACAAAGUGAUGAAACAUGGAGGAAGCAUUCUGCAGUAUGCCAGCGAUGAUGAGGAGUACACGCGCACGAUUUAUGCCGUCAAUGCUAGGGAGAUUCGCGGAAGAGGCAGCGCUGAAGGAUCUGCGCGAGGAACAACGGUACCAGGAUCAAGGUAUCAAAAGCUCUCACGGACCAGAGGCCAUUCCAGAUCGUUGUCAAUUGGAUCUGGUAGGCGGUUUGCGAGCCGAGACUCGUCAGUGGCGUCAAGCCGACGUCUACCCCUGAGACGGUCUGGCCUUCCACCACUAAGUAGAAUGCGUGAUACUGUCGAUGGUCAUGACCAACCGUCAACUUAUCCCGAGCCGAGCAUGUUCAACAUGAUUGUAGGAAGAUACGUAUCUGUAUUUGUCCUCGUCCUGUCAUCGGUCUUGAUGUCUAUGAACGCCGAGUUCCUUGUCUCUACCAUUGACGAUGUCACACACGACGGACAAUUCUCUGAAAUGAUUAUUGGGCUCAUAAUUCUGCCGAUUGUGGGAAACAUGGCAGAGUACAUCACCGUGGUGACUGUUGCCGUCAGGGAAAAGCUUGAUCUUGCUAUUGCUGUUUCCGUCGGCUCAUCUAUCCAGAUCGCACUCUGCGUCACGCCCUUGACAAUACUCGCUGGCUGGGUCCUGGACCGGGAUCUUGGCUUGUCCUUCACCUUCUUCGAAAUGGCGACCCUGGUAGGGUCGGUGCUUUUGGUGAAUCUCAUCAUCAUGAGCGAGGGUGGAGGGGGGCCACGAGCCAACGCUCUCCGCGGAGGACUGAUGUGCGGUUGCUAUAUCAUGGUUGGGUGA
Molecule: messenger RNA, 1632 nt
Organism: Clonostachys solani
Lineage: Eukaryota; Fungi; Ascomycota; Sordariomycetes; Hypocreales; Bionectriaceae
Source: the annotation of a GenBank genome assembly